Messenger RNA from Myxocyprinus asiaticus (Chinese sucker), 888 nucleotides. RefSeq lists its product as uncharacterized. Lineage: Eukaryota; Metazoa; Chordata; Actinopteri; Cypriniformes; Catostomidae. The transcript is spliced from 4 exons. Bases 256 to 888 code for a protein of 210 amino acids. The record is from RefSeq and is a predicted model, not a curated record.
UUGACACUUGACUUCUUGAAAUGUAACUGUGUUUCAGGAUUAUUUGUUCAAAUUGGUGCUGUGAAUUAUUUAACUCAUCCAGCAUUUGCUGUUACGGGAUUAACAGUGUUCCUGUCUUGCCCUUGCACAGUAUUGCAAAGGAAUACAUUUACAUGGUUUUGGAGAUUAUACAAAUGGAAAUCCCCAGCAAAGCUCAAAACAGACUCACGGUACAAAUAUGAAUAUAGGCUUAUUCCACAAGUCUGUGUCUUAAUUAUGGGUCUAAAAAAGACAGAUGCUGGCACAUAUUACUAUGGCUUGAGUGACAGGGAGGAGGAUGAUGAUGAUGAUGAUGAUUAUAAAUGUGGAAUCACUUUAAAUGUCACAGAACGUGACACAGUGACUGAAGGUCAGAACAUUUCACUCACCUGUAACACCAGCCGCGCUCUAAAACUGACUGCCAACAGUCACACCUUCAUCUGGUACAAGAACAAGAGACGUUUGAAUCUUCAACACUCCAGUAAUAAACUGAAUCUGAUCGCUGUCAGCAGUGAGGAUACAGGCAGAUACUCCUGUGCACUCAAAGACCUCGAAACAUUCCCUUCUGAAGAGAAACUCAUCAUUGUCAAACACGGCUAUGUGUGGAAUAUGAGAACUGUAAUCAUAACGCUGUCAUCUCUACUGAUUCUGCUAUUUAUUUGUGGAACUCUGUGGAUGAAGUUAAUUGACCCUGUGAACUCAAACGUCGCAGCACUGGCCGAGACCUCUGACCUGGAGGAGAGAGAAAGUUCACAUCAGGAUGAAGUUCAGUACUCAUGUGUUCAUUUCAAGCGACACGGCAAAGUUAAAAACACUCCAGCGAUUUUUGCACAGGAAGCUGAGAGCCAUUAUGCUGCCAUUAAAGUUUGA